AUGAACACUCAAGGAGGUGCUAAACCACGUCUUCGAUCACUCACUCUCACGUUACCAUCCCCUAAAAAAAUUGGUAAGCAGGAACGUGGCUCUAAGAUUCAGCCAGAUAGCUCUGCACUUGAAUCAACAACAGUUAGCAACAAGAAUCUUUCUGUGAAAUCAAUUCGCGAUGAUAACUAUACUGGAGACCAAGAACCGGCGAUCGCACUUCAGAAGAUUUAUACAGACCAAGAAAAUUGGCAACAAGUGAGCACUAACAACCAGCGCGUCUUUUUCAACACUCGACAGAUACAAGACUGGAUUGAUAUCGGCCACAAUCUCCUCGAAAUUUGUAGGAACAAUAUACAAGGAUUGGUAGCAUCGAAUCAAAAUGAGCACGAUAUCAAGGAUCAAUACAAGUAUCUGCAAGAGCGUAUUCGAGAAGUUCUCGAUCAACCACUAUGGUGGUUUAGUCAAGAAGAAGAAAAGGUUCGACUAUUUUGGCAAGAGCUCUCUCCACAAUUGGUGGAAGAAAAUCAUCAAUUGCAGCAAGACACCGCACAUUGGGUACAAGCGAGAAAUCAAUUAGUACCACCACAGGAUAAUCGUGCUUUAGACUACUCACGGCAGCUACAGGAAUACCAACGACGAUCAGAAGAGUGGCUUGAUCAGGGUAGCAAACUCAUCGAACGUCACAAUGAACUCAAACAAUACUGCGAACCAGAGUUACAGAAGCGAGAAGAUCCAACAUCGCGAUAUGUUGCGCUUUGUAGCGAAAUAAAAAAGUUACGACUGGUUUGCGGCAGUGAAAGAAAGAGACUUGAGGAGCUGGUUCGACCAUCCGGGGACAAUCCAGAGAAGUAUAGGCAAGAAAAUCGUCAAGUUGAAGGAAUGUCUAUGGCUUCAGAUCCACAGAAAUCAGCAAUCCAGCAUCAUGGACAACAAGAACCUCCCAACGGCGAGACGAGGAAGCGAGCACCCUAUAAGAAACGCAAAACAGCCGAAAGCGAGGCAGUCGACAACUCUAUCAGAGACCAACUCGUAGAUGCCGGAACUCCUUUUGUAAAAGAGCUCGAAAAUGAUUUUGCAUAUCUGGACAACAAUCCGCUAAGUCUUCCAAUUCAUGACAACAGUGAAAGUUACUACGAAAAACUCAAGGAUUACGUGCAACGAAUUGAAAAGCGGGUACAGAGAUUACAGUACUAUCAAGAAGCUUUCGACCAACAAUUUCGAAUUUAUAGACCACGUGACGCAGAACGCGCCAAACGUGACUUGGCUUACAAGAAACGCAAAAUAGCUGAGAAAAAGUCGGGUGUCAAGUAUUUUCCUAUUGAGGAUCACGCAGCACACAUACAAAAACUUGAUCAACAGCUACGAGAAAGUGCAGAAAGUCAACUACAGGCCAUGAACUACGCCGUUGGACUGUUGAAAGCAGAGGAACGUAACCGAUCGGAGCAAAGCUUUCACAAAGCAACAUAUCCAGCAACUGUACCAGGAUUCGCGGGAUCAUUCCAUCAAGGAACGCCGUCUAGAACACCAGUAGAGGAUCUUCAUAGAAUGUCUAUGCCAGUUACCGAUCUACAAUAUCCGCCAUCACAUUUCAAAGAAUCGCCUAAAUGCUACACCACUUGCCCAUCAUCUGGUCAACAUGCAAGAGAUCCUAUCCAACUUGGUUCGGAAUUCAGUGUUUCAAACAGAUCGAGUCCAACUAGUCGACUGAUUCCAGCCAUAGAGAUCCCUGUGAAACGUAAACGAGGUCGCCCUCCUGGAUCUACGUCACAUCAGCGGACUUCCUUGUCAUCAAUGCCACCAAUCCUUCCAAGUCCAUCUCGGCCUCAGGUACAGUCUUGUCCAGACUGUAAUUUUGCUUACUCGAAGCUGAUACCUGCAUGUCCCAAUCACACUCCUACUGCAAAGAUUCGUCUAAUGCUCGACAAUUUGAAAGGUAUCAAAGACGAUUCUCAGCAAGUGGCAGCUGCAAACAAGUUGUUGAAAGAAGCAUUGGCAUCAAAAUCUGCUGCUCAAAUUUCCCUUCGAAAAUAA
Messenger RNA from Botrytis sinoallii, 2022 nucleotides. RefSeq lists its product as uncharacterized. Lineage: Eukaryota; Fungi; Ascomycota; Leotiomycetes; Helotiales; Sclerotiniaceae. The transcript is spliced from 2 exons. Bases 1 to 2022 code for a protein of 673 amino acids. The record is from RefSeq and is a predicted model, not a curated record.